Molecule: messenger RNA, 1047 nt
Organism: Schistocerca serialis cubense
Lineage: Eukaryota; Metazoa; Arthropoda; Insecta; Orthoptera; Acrididae
Exons: 3
Coding region: 1-1047 (348 amino acids)
Source: RefSeq, a predicted model, not a curated record
AUGAGGGUGCAGGGUGAAUGGGGUGAAAAACAAGAAGCAUAUGAAGAAGCAACCGCCGGUAAACCAACCAUACAAAGUGGCAGAGAAGGCACGUCUGAUCGAGCGAGCUAUGCAGAAGUGACGGAGUAUGGUAACGCGCCGGAACAAGCAUUUCAACAACUGAAGAAGAAGUUAGUUGGUCCACCAAUUCUACAUUCCCCGGAUUUCACUAAAGAAUUUACGGUAACUACAGACGUGAGCAAGUACGCGCUGGGUGCAUACCCGAGGCAAGGUUCAAUAGGAAAGGACUUGCCAAUUGUAUAUGUAUCACCUAUGCUCAACAAGGCAGAGCUGAAUUAUGGGUGCCAGCACGGCACGGCCGGAGGAGGGUGCCAGCACGGCACGGCCGGAGGAGGGUGCCAGCACGGCACGGCCGGAGGAGGGUGCCAGCACGGCACGGCCGGAGGAGGGGGCCAGCACGGCACGGCCGGAGGAGGGGGCCAGCACGGCACGGCCGGAGGAGGGGGCCAGCACGGCACGGCCGGAGGAGGGGGCCAGCACGGCACGGCCGGAGGAGGGGGCCAGCACGGCACGGCCGGAGGAGGGGGUCAGCACCGCACGGCCGGAGGAGGGGGUCAGCACCGCACGGCCGGAGGAGGGGGUCAGCACCGCACGGCCGGAGGAGGGGGUCAGCACCGCACGGCCGGAGGAGGGGGUCAGCACCGCACGGCCGGAGGAGGGGGUCAGCACCGCACGGCCGGAGGAGGGGGUCAGCACCGCACGGCCGGAGGAGGGGGUCAGCACCGCACGGCCGGAGGAGGGGGUCAGCACGGCACGGCCGGAGGAGGGGGUCAGCACGGCCGGAGGAGGCGGUCAGUACGGAUGGAGGAGAAUGGCAUUGGCUGGGGUCAGUAUGGAUGGAGGAGAAUGGCAUUGGCUGGGGGCAGCACGGAUGGAGGAGAAUGGCAUUGGCUGGGGGCAGCACAGCUGGAGGAGGAUGGUGUUGGCUGGAGACUCAUGGAUAGUUGGGUUGAGAGCAACAUGGUGGUGGCAAAUGAAUUAGGGUAG